CGACCACAGUGGCAAGACAGGAGCUGUCGAGGAUGAUUCUGUCAGCUUCCCACAGGGGUUUCGGCCUUCGACACCACCCCUCCCUGAUAGACUGGAAGCCUCCUGUGGCCCCCUCCUCGCACCCCAUGGCUCCCCCCAGCCCCAGCACCAACAGCAGCACCACCAACAACAGCAGCAGCAACAGCAGCAGCGCUGGCUGGGAACAGCUCAGCAAGACCAACCUGUACAUCCGGGGGCUGCCCCCUAACACCACUGACGAGGACCUGGUCAAGCUUUGCCGGCCGUACGGCAAAAUUGUAUCGACAAAGGCCAUCCUGGACAAGACGACAAACAAAUGCAAAGGCUAUGGCUUUGUGGACUUCGACAGCCCAGCUGCCGCUCAGAAAGCCGUCACUGCCCUGAAAACCACUGGAGUCCAAGCCCAGAUGGCUAAGCAACAAGAGCAGGACCCGACCAAUCUGUAUAUUUCCAACCUGCCCCUGUCCAUGGACGAGCAGGAGCUGGAGAACAUGCUGAAGCCCUUCGGUCAAGUCAUCUCCACACGGAUACUGCGUGACUCCAACGGAGCCAGCCGCGGGGUGGGAUUCGCCAGGAUGGAGUCGACGGAGAAGUGCGAUGCCGUGAUUAAUCACUUCAACGGGAAGUUUAUUAAAAUGCCACCCGGUGUUCUGGCCCCCUCUGAGCCCUUGCUGUGCAAGUUUGCUGAUGGUGGGCAGAAAAAGAGGCAGAGCCAAAACAAAUAUGUCCAGAACGGCCGUGCGUGGAGGAACGCAUAG
Alosa alosa (allis shad) is the source of this 776-nucleotide messenger RNA. RefSeq names its product RNA-binding motif, single-stranded-interacting protein 1-like. Gene Ontology annotation, molecular function: poly(A) binding; mRNA 3'-UTR binding; poly(U) RNA binding. The transcript is spliced from 7 exons. Bases 33 to 776 code for a protein of 247 amino acids. The record is from RefSeq and is a predicted model, not a curated record. Gene Ontology annotation, cellular component: cytosol; ribonucleoprotein complex; nucleus. NCBI's taxonomy places the organism in Eukaryota, Metazoa, Chordata, Actinopteri, Clupeiformes, Clupeidae.